AUGGAAAUAAGGAAAACGACGGAGAAUGUCUUGGCGAUUGCAGAUGAUGUCAUCGCCUCAUUAGCUAGUGGUUGUGUGGUGGAUGAAGCAAAAUAUGAGCUGCCCUUGAGUAUCUAUGCUCAGACUCCAGUUUUCCGGAAUCAGUUGGAUAAAGGGCUCCAAAAAGAUUUGUAUAGUGUGACAAAGGCAGUUCAGCACUGUCAACAGACAAAAAGUAUUGCAGUCCAGAAUAUAUCGUUAAGCGUCGAUUUGGGUAUGCAAACUGAGUCUUGUGUAGUUUCUUUGGGAGUUCAAACAGAGCCUGAUACGUCUCGUGAUUUUAUUAAAGAAGCUUUUAAAAGGACUACCAAUAUUGUUACUUUAACAUUGGUAAAUACGGAGGAGAUGUGGAGGAAUUUAAUCAACCGUUUAAAUCGUUUAAAUAUGGAAUUUAAAAGAAUAUCAAAUGUUUUGAAUUCUGUUACAAGAUCACGCGAUUUUUUUGAGAAAAAAAUCAAGGAAACUCAAUGCUUUCACAGUAUAUUUUCCUUGCUGCAAAGAGAACUGGAGAGUCGUUGUGGGAUUUCCGAGGAAGAGCAGGAAACACGGUAUACUAUUGCUCUACUUGCAAAUCGUGCCAUUAUUGGAUAUCAUAGAGAGUGUGAAAAAGCUUUUGUAGUAACUCAAAAUGAGUUAAUUGAAAAGUUGGAUGAAAUAGAUAUUUUACAGAAAAAACUUUCUGAACUUAGCGAGGACGACGCCAUUUAUACUGCUUCCAUUAUAUCUGGAGCUUGUCAUGAUGUCACAGAGAAGAAUCUUGCAGAAGAUAUAGAUGAUAACGAGUCUGUUAAUGAAAUGAAAAAGUUAUUAACAGAGUGCUGGGGAGUUUUGGACCAGGAUAUGUAG
Molecule: messenger RNA, 885 nt
Organism: Trypanosoma rangeli
Lineage: Eukaryota; Euglenozoa; Kinetoplastea; Trypanosomatida; Trypanosomatidae
Exons: 1
Coding region: 1-885 (294 amino acids)
Source: RefSeq, a predicted model, not a curated record